AUGGAGAGAGUGAUGAACAUCAUAAAGCCGAAGCCUGAUCCGAAGCAGCUCUUGCGUGAUUGGCAACGCAAACUUCGUCAGGAGUGCCGUAACAUUGAACGCCAAAUCCGAGAUAUCCAGAAGGAAGAGAGAACUGUACAGAAAGCUAUUAUAGAGGCUGCAAAGCGAAAUGAUAUGGGCUCAGCCAAGGCGCUUGCUAAGGAGAUUGUGAGCUCGAGAAGAACAGUGAACAGACUAUAUGAAAACAAGGCGCAGAUGAAUUCGAUAUCGAUGCAUCUUGGGGAGAGUGUUGCUGUUGCUCGAACAGUUGGUCAUCUGUCCAAGAGUGCAGAGGUUAUGAAGCUGGUUAAUAACCUCAUGAAAGCUCCACAAAUGGCUGCAACAAUGCAGGAAUUCAGCAAAGAGAUGACUAAGGCUGGAGUUAUUGAGGAGUUUGUGAAUGAUGCGCUUGACAAUGCCUUGGAUUCGGAGGAUAUGGAAGAAGAGAUCGACGAGGAGGUUGAUAAAGUAUUGACGGCAAUUGCAGGAGAGACCGCUGCAGAGCUUCCAGAAGCUGUGAAGAAGGAAAGGGUAAAGGUAACUGCACAGAAGGCGAGCACUUCCCGUGAGGAAGAGGCAAUUGCAGAGGGUGUUGAUGAUGAGGAAGAAUUGGAGGAAAUUCGAGCACGGCUUGCUAAAUUAUCUGGCCCUUCUGUCCAAGAGCUCGGCCGCUACACCAGUUACUACUACAGUGUUUCUCAAUCAGCCAAUGAUUAUGCACUGGAGAUGAAACUGAUUACCGAGUCCGAUCAUGAGUCUCAAGCUAGAAGUAGUUUUGCUGGCCCUUAUGUCCAAGAGUUUGGCCAGUUACUACAAUGUUUCUCAAUCAGGCAAAUUCAUAUCGCUGGACACAGGGUUCCGAUGGAUCAGCCAAAGGCUUCUUUGCAAAUGCUUCAGACUUGGAUGCAAGGAAAGCUCGGCUCUCCGACCGUCUAUGAUUCUUAA
This is a messenger RNA of Microthlaspi erraticum, 984 nucleotides long. Lineage: Eukaryota; Viridiplantae; Streptophyta; Magnoliopsida; Brassicales; Brassicaceae. The record is from the annotation of a GenBank genome assembly.